GUUCAAAAACUAAAAAGAAACCAAAUUGAAAAGCUGAAAAUAAAAACGUUGGGGAAACAAUGCAUGCAGAAAUAUCGGCGAACCGCAUCAAACCAUAAUCAUAUAAUCAUGCUAAAUAAUGAAUGCAAGCUGAAGCGCAACUGGGUUGGCGUUAAGAGCAAAGUAAACAAGUGCAUAAGGAAUGCGAGAACAAACUGAAUAUGAAUAGCCAGGAAUACUCAUAAAUACCCGAGUACUUAUGGGCUCUGUGUAUGUAUGUAUCUGGCCGGAUGAUCUGAAAUUGAUCGCCAGAAAUUGUAAGGCGUAUACAUGCAGUUAAUUGAUAUGAAAUUAAUUCUUAGAACGAGUUUCAGCUUACAAAAAUUUUGCGACUUAAUGUAUGUCACAAGCGAAAACCGGUAAGGAUGAUGACCACAAAUAAUUAUUUGGGUUUUUUUUUUGUGAUUUUGGUUGGCUUGCCCUUUAAAAGGCGACUAAUCGGCUGCAGAGGCUCAAACCGUAGAGAGCAGCGGCACAAACAGCAACAGCAUGUUGAAGAUUUUACUUAGCAUUUUUGGCCUGUGUCUGGUUGGCGCUUUGGCCGCGCCCGCCGAUGUCGAUCAUACGAGCACAACGGUGCCGCCAGUGGCUAUUGUGGAUUCGGGUCAGGAGAAGCAUGAGGAUGGCUCGUAUCAUUUCUUUUACCAGGGCGAAGAUGGCACGAGGCGCGAGGAGACGGCCGUGGUGCAGAAUGCAGGCACUGGGGAUGCGUUCCUCGAGGUGAGCGGCACCUAUUCAUAUUUCGAUGCCGACGGCAAGGAGGUGGUGGUGAACUACAAGGCCGAUAAUUACGGUUUUGUGCCCGAGGGAGGCAACAUAUUGCCACAGAUAACGCUGGCCGCCAAGCUGGCCAGUGAGCAGAGGUACCCUCUUCCCGAUACGGACUAUAAAAAGCCGCCGCAAAACGAAUAA
Molecule: messenger RNA, 951 nt
Organism: Drosophila novamexicana
Lineage: Eukaryota; Metazoa; Arthropoda; Insecta; Diptera; Drosophilidae
Product: endocuticle structural glycoprotein ABD-5-like
Exons: 2
Coding region: 529-951 (140 amino acids)
Cellular component (GO): chitin-based extracellular matrix
Molecular function (GO): structural constituent of chitin-based larval cuticle
Source: RefSeq, a predicted model, not a curated record